Messenger RNA from Hypoxylon trugodes, 510 nucleotides. RefSeq lists its product as uncharacterized. The transcript is spliced from 2 exons. The record is from RefSeq and is a predicted model, not a curated record. NCBI's taxonomy places the organism in Eukaryota, Fungi, Ascomycota, Sordariomycetes, Xylariales, Hypoxylaceae. Bases 1 to 510 code for a protein of 169 amino acids.
AUGGUUAGCGAACAAACCAUCAAGUCGGAUACCAUCUCCAACAUUACAGGCAAGGAGAAGGAACUCACAGGCAAGGACCGACCUGUCGCAGGCGGCCCCACAGCCCAGGCUCAGAAGCACUCCAAUAAACCCGUUACAUCGAACGUCAUCUCCGACAUCACUCAAGGCGAGAAGAAGAUAACAGGCCAAGACGAUCCCGUACCCGGAGGCCCUACAGCUUUCGCGCAAAGCGUUGCAUCGUUCAAGACUAAUCCGGUUCCUGAUCACUCAGGCCGACUAGACUCUCACACCAUUUCUGAGAUCACGAGUGUGGAGAAGGAGUUGACGGGCCAAGAUGAGCCGGUGAGAGGCGGACCCACGGCCAAAGCGCAGAGCCACGCCGGCGAGCCUAUCAACAGUCAGAACCUCCACGACAUUACUGAGGGCGAGAAGAAGAUUACGGGUGGCGAGCGCGUUAAGGGUGGUCCGACGGCCACGGCGCAGAGUGAGCUCGGCAAGAGCCGAUCUUAA